This is a messenger RNA of Gaeumannomyces tritici R3-111a-1, 513 nucleotides long. RefSeq lists its product as hypothetical. NCBI's taxonomy places the organism in Eukaryota, Fungi, Ascomycota, Sordariomycetes, Magnaporthales, Magnaporthaceae. The record is from RefSeq and is a predicted model, not a curated record. The coding region runs from base 1 to 513 and encodes 170 amino acids. The transcript has 3 exons.
AUGCAGAUCAAGCUCAUCGCGCUCUCCGCUCUCCUUCCUGGUACCCUCGCCCAAUGGGGCAGGGGAAGAGAGAGAGGAGGAGGCAGCGGUGGUGGCAACAACAAUGGGGGCGGCAACAACAACGCGCAGCCCCCCAACCCUCCGUACGGCGCGACACAGAGCACAUGGGGACAAUGUGAGACCUUCCAUCUCCCACUCCUAGGCGGAGAGGGCGGAGGGCGCACAUACGCCGGCGCCGUGGCUUGUCCUACUGGAGCCUACUGCAGGUUCGACGGCAAUGAGUGGUACCAACAGUGCGUGCCCAACAACUACCCCAACCACAACGGCCCGCCCGGAAACAACCCGGGCGGUCCUGGCGUCGUCACGCGCACCAUCACCACGGUCGUCACCAUCGAUGACCCCCGGCCCACCCGGGUCACCACCUUCAUCACUUACCUCCAGCCCAUCACGACCCCUAUCCGGAACACCGUCGUCACGCUGGUCCCGGAUCAGCCCUGGCGGCCGGACGAGUAG